AUUCCGGGAGGUUCAGUACCGCGACGUAAAAUGGGCGUUUCUGGAGGUGUGGCAAAACGCCCCCUUACAAAAUGAAAUAAAAUAAAUAAAUAAACACAGGUCACCGAACAUGCGCAGAAUAAUUUCGUUUUGCGCGGGCAUUCGCAGGAUCUGACAUGUAAGAUGUAGGACAAAACAGUUAUAUCGGUAACUAUUGUUUUGUUUUGUUUUUUAAAUCCUGUAAAUGCUAAAUUAACUAGUUAUUCAAACUGUCAACUUUGCUCAUUCUGUGUAAAUAAAGUUGAGUAUGAAAACAUAGAUAAUUAUGAGUUUGUUUGUUUUUUAUAAUGGGGUAACAACAGGAAACGAUACUGAGGUUAAAAAGUCUUGCAUGAUAGGACACAAUAGAAUUGGUGUAAAGUCAAUAAGAUUUUGAGAUUAUUUAAGUGAAAUAAGCAUUUCUUGGCAAUAGUAUUUUUCAGACAUGAAACCACUGUGAUCAGGUAUCUGAAGUUAUAGAGAAAUAGAUGUAAAAACCCCUGAUCACUGACAGAUCUGCAGAAAAAGGGUUUUCUUCCCAAACUGCGCAUGAUUGUUGACCUACGCAGAUUCUCAAAAUAGGCCACGCCCACUCGAUGACGCAAUAUCUGUUACGCUGUCCUGAAAUCCCUGGAAAAAAGUGCCUGCAGAUCCUGGGAAUGCCCGCGCAAAUAAAGUAUUCUGCGCAUGUUCGGUGACCUGUAUUUUUUAUUUUAUUUUUUUUGUAAGGGGGCGUCUUUGCCACACCCCUAGGAACGCCCAUUUUACGUCGCGGUACUGAAACCCCCGGAAUUUAGUGAAUGCCGUAGUCCGAAAGACUGACGAUUGUGGGUGUGUUAGGUAGCGUCAGAACGGCGCGUGACAUACGCAGCAUUGCGCAAGUCUUGUGUGCGUGUGUAUGUUUGGAGAGAGAGUGAGAGAGAUUGAGAGAGAGAGUGAGAGAGAGAGAGAUACCAGGAUAGAACACUUUUAGUUAGGGGAACAUUUUCUUUACACGAGUCUUAGGCACCCCACAUUUCAUAGACAUUUUUUCUUAAAGGUCCAUUUAUGCCUAGUCUGUCAGUAGAAAAGGGAAAAUGAUUUCCAAACAAUAUUUUGUCCCAGAAAGAAAAAAGAAAAACACAAUUUAAUGUUUUAUGUAUGCUAAGCUUCUGAGAAAAACCAUCAUUAGGAAAUCAUCCUAGGAACUCUAGGAUUUUAUUUUCAGUGACAAAAGAACUAGCAGGUUCUUCAAGAAGCCAGGACUAAACCAAUCAGCCAGAUUCCUUAGAAAGCUGUCGGUGUACAUGUGCAGUUUUAAAUGGAAAGUGAAAUUGUGAUUUAAUGUAUUUUGUUAUUUGCUUGGUUGUUUGUUUGUUUAAUAUAACAUUUAUUUAGAACUUUUCCAUUCAUCAUUUUUGAAGGCACCUCCACUUUACAGAAUUUCUUAAGUAUUUACAGUGUUGUAAUUAUACCAUAAGAUCAUUUAAUAUCCUAACAGCACCUACUGUAGCCUACUCAUAAGGACAUAGUUUCAUUGUUUGUAUCUGUAUAAUACCUUUUAUUCGGCUUUAUUUAUUUAUUUAUUUAUUUAUUUAUUUAUUUGCCACUUUGAGAUUUUUGUUCAACAGUUAUUCGUUGUUUCAAAUCUUUGACAAAUUAUUCCAUGGAUAAACUGCAUUCAGCAAGCAUGAAGCAAAAAUAUAGCUUACAUUUCUAAUGUAAAACGACGUGUAGAAUGAAUUAGUCACUGACUGGCACGAGAGAAGGAGAAGAAGCAACAUUUAUAUCGAGUAAGUAAUGUAAGAGGGGGUGAGUGGGGCUUUGUAAUUUCAGCACCGCGGACAGCACCGGCUCUCAGGCCCCCGUUAGGAAGAGCCAGUGCGAUAGUUUAUAGAUUUUCGAGAGACCAGGACAAUGGUGAAGAAUUAUAAAUAGUAAUCAUUUAAAAAUGGUAUAGAAAAAGCAUUACUCAGUGACAGAGAAUAAUCAUUAUAUAUCCCGUGAACACCAUGUCAUGGCUACCAUAAAAGGAUAUUUCUCGAAUGAAGUAGUGUGAUUUUAAAUUUUUUGUUAAAAAAAAAUAUUUUUGUGCAUUCACAAAUGUGGAAACGGUUCAUUUCUCUGUAUCUGUGCGAAGUUGGGUAUUAUAGCAGAGAUUCAUUUGUCUACCAAAUGUGUGAGCCAUGAUCACGUCCUUUGGCCUGCAGAUGUCGCCCCACAGCAGUUAAUGAGCGUCGCCCAGCAACAGCCAAUGUCUCACGACGCAUUUAGUCUAUCGAUACGACCAAAAUGAUGCAACCACGUCUGUCACUUUAACUUCCCAUUUUAUUCAUAAAUACGCACUUUGUAAUCCAUUCCUACCGAUCGUGUGUCAUUACUGUGAUGCUCAUGCGCUCUUUGACUGUCAUAACGCAGCAAUGCCCGGUCUCCUCCCUUUAUUAAUAGACAGUGCCCUCUCGCAGCCAAAUGCCCGCAGGACCUGUUGCCGUGGUAAAUAUGGCUGAUAAGAUGGUCGGUGGGCUGCUCUUCUGCUGCUCUGACCCCCGCCAGGUCGCGUUUUGGGGCAAAAUGGUGAAUGUGACCUGAAUGCGGCAGCCGAUUUCACAUAAAGCAGGAUAGCAGCGUUAAAUUAAUUUCUGAUCGUCUGGACAUCGAUUCCAUGAGAGCUCCUUUCGCAGCGCUAUUCAUCGCCUCCAAGUCUGCGGUCUGCGUCGGCCUGAGCUUCUGUGUGCGCUGCUGCUGUACAUGGAAAAGCUCUAUGCUCUUCGCUUGCGAUGCAGUUGUGUUAUAAACCACCGACGCUUUGCUCGAAUAUUUGAUCAGCUGACAGUGGGAUUGGGGGAGAUUUCUUGCUGACCUCCAGUGGCCGCCGCAUGCAGCUUGAUGGUCACACUGUCUCCCCUUUUAGUUUUAUUUGCACCAAGGAGUACAAGAAGACGCCCGAGUGACAAGAGGCAGGCGAUUGUUGGUCGCUGUAGGUGUGUGUGAGUGCGUGUGUGUGUGUGUGUGUGUGUGUGUGUAUGCGCGCGCGCCUGUGUGCAGUGAGCAGUAGAGGGGACGCGCUUGUUGCAUCGCCCAGCUGCAUGUCUUGCGUGUGUCGUCGCCCUUUGGAGAGCAAUUCAAGCGUAAAAUCUACCAGGAGACCUUAAGAUCGGACACCUCGAGAAACCGUUUUGGAUAAAUCCGUUUUGUUGUGUGCAUUGCACCCAAAUAAUUUCUGAAGAAUCCAAGUUUUUUUUCCAUCUAUGACAUUAUGCCCACCCGGGCGAUGACAUUUCACUGGACGCAGAAAGACUAGCGGCGUCUCGGCGUCUCGCGAGGAGCGUAAUUUAUGAACGCACACCGGCGUUGGGGGACUGCGCUGAAGGAGAAUGCAUCAACGAGCCCCGCUGCCCGGGGCCGUUUCCGGUUCCUGAGCGUCCCGCGGUCCCCCGUCACGAAACCGCGCGGGGAAAGCGGCGCCCACAGAUGGCAUGGGCACAGCCUGCGCAAGGUCUGCCGCUCUGCCCCGCCACCGGAGCCCGCCCGCCAUACCCCUCCGCCGCCGUAACCCUACUCCGUUGUCCUCCUCGUCCUGCGUUCGCCCCGAAACCACUGCACCUGCACCUGCACCACUGCGGCCGGCCGCCCCUGAGCCACAGCCGACGGCAUGAGGAGGCUUGAUGCGGUGCACUUCUCCAUGCUGCUCGUCGGGGUCUCCUUUGCGUGCUACGCCCCGAGCUUAGAUUCCCUGCAGGAGCAGGCGUACCGAUCGGCCGUGGUGAUCGAGGGCGAGGUCCAGGAGCUGCCCGCCAACGCAUCCGCCGAAACGUACAGCGUGAGCGUCCGAGUCCUGAACGUGUGGCCGACCAACAGCGGCGGUCUCGAGCGCCAGCAGCUCGUCACCGUUGGCGACUUUGGCUCUGAGGCUCCGUGCGUCGCAGUGGAGAAGGACCACAGAUACAUAUUUUUCAUGGACCCCACAGAGGAGCCGCUGGUGUUCAAGGCGUCGUUUGCUCCUCGUGAAACCGUUGAGAAGACUCUCAAAAAAGAUGUGGAGCGCAUUCUGUGCGAGGACUGCGCAUUAGCUCCAAAGUUGAAGCCCAUGCGUUCUCAAUGGGUGUGGGAAGGUGAGCGUGUGACCCUAAAGUGCGAGGUUCAGGGCAACCUGAGCCCAUCCUUUCGCUGGCUAAAAGAUGGGAGUGAACUCCGCAAGAGCAAAGAUGUCAAAAUCAAAACCAACAAGAAAAACUCAAAGGUCCAGAUUAGCCGAGCGAGACUGGAGGAUUCUGGGAACUACACCUGCGUGGCCGAAAACCCGGUGGGCAAGGAUAACUCCACCAGCUACAUCAACGUCCAAAGCAUAACUACCACGCUGUCUCCGGGCUCCAGCCAUGCCAGAAAGUGCAAUGAGACGGAAAAGGCAUACUGUGUCAAUGGUGGUGACUGUUAUUUCAUACACGGUAUAAACCAGCUGUCCUGCAAGUGUCCAAAUGACUAUACUGGUGAUCGCUGUCAAACCUCCGUUAUGGCCAGUUUCUACAAGCAUCUUGGAAUUGAAAUUAUGGAGGCAGAAGAACUGUACCAGAAGCGGGUACUGACAAUAACAGGCAUUUGCGUGGCCCUGCUGGUGGUUGGCAUCGUUUGUGUCGUUGCAUACUGCAAAACCAAGAAACAGAGGAAGAAGAUGCAAAGCCAUCUGCACCAGAACAUGUGUGUAGAACACCCCAAUCGUAUGCUGGCCAACGGACCCAACCACCCAGGGCCUGGUCCCAGCCCAGAGGAGAUCCCUAUGGUCGAUUAUAACUCUAAGAAUGCCCAAGCCACCGAGCGAGUUAUACGACACGGAACAGAGACGUCAGGCAACUUUUCGGGCAGCCGGAUGUCCUCACGGUCCCACCACUCCUCUACUGCCACCCACGCUUCCAGUCACCGGCAUGAGGAGAGGACAUGGAGUAUGGAGAGGUCAGACAGCAUGAACUCGGACUGCCACUCGGGGGCACUCUCUUCCUCAGUAGGCACCAGUAAAUGCAGCAGUCCAGCAUGUAUGGCUCGGCAUGCAGCGCAUCGUGGCUAUUCUGAGCCUGCACGGAGCCCCCUGCAGUACGGAGACUCAUACGACUCUCUGCGGGACUCACCUCACAGCGACAGGUAUGUGUCAGCGCUCACCACACCGGCCCGUAUGUCUCCAGUGGACUUCCACUCCUCCUCACUGCCCCAGCAGGUGCCUACCUUCCAGAUCACGACACCCAAUGCCAGCCAUGCACUGUCCCUACCGCCGGCUGUAGGUUCCUACUCGCCCGGAGAUGAUCAGCCACUCCUACGCCGGCCACGCCCUGCACGUAACCCAUACCACAGUGAGGGGACUGGCUCUCUCCCGUCCAGCCCAUACCGCCUCGCGGAUGAUGAGGACUACGAGACAACACAGGAGUACAUGUCGUCUCGUGAGCGGCCCAAAAAGAGUGGCAGCGGGCGCCGUUGGCACAGGAGGUCACACCUGAAUGGACACGUUUCCCAGCGUGCCAAGGGGCCAAGGGACUACAGCUCCCAGAGUUGCCUGUCGGACAGCGAGUGGGAGGAGGAUGAGGAGGAGGAGGAGAUGGGGGAGCUGGGGCAUGGCGAGAGCACGCCUUUCCUCAGCAUGCAGAACAUGAGCAUGAACAACGAGCCGGCCACUAUCUACCGGCCCAACGACAUGCGGACAUACAGCAGUACAACGCGCAGCACGUCACGCUCAAACACACACACAAACAAACUGUCACAGUCACGGUCCAAACCAGACAAUGCACCCCUUUAAACAAAGAGCAGUGACGAGGACAGUGAAACAACAUAUCUAGGAGAGAGAGAGAGAGAAAAAAUGAUAUAUGCUAUAGACCUGCACCUAUAAGAAAUAUUUUUUAUUUUAUAUAACAGACAGAUAUUCUAAACAAAGGAAAUAUUUAUUUUCAUUUCAGCAAAAAUUGUCUACUAGCUAGCAGCAAAGACUUUUUUAUAGGGGGGAAACUAUUUAUAUGUAAUUUCUGUUCUUUGGUUUACAGCAUUACGAAGAAGAAUCACGUGCCAAUUUUUUCACAACUUAGAAAUAGAAUAAUAUUGUGGUGCCUUUUGCUGUAUGCCGAUGAGGGAGGUUCCGUUGAGUUUUUUGUAGCCUUUCUUAAAAUGGACUCCUGGGUUUUAUAUAGACAUGUUUUUUUUUCUUGUUUUCUUUUUGGUUUGUUUGUUCAGGAUCUCCCCAUUUGAACUGUGAUCUAAUUCUGACAUCAUGCAAUAUGGGAAUCACUUUUAUGUAAGAUGUUUGUUUACAUGAGUAGGGGUUCACAUACUGGUCAUUUUCCCAAGGCAUAUAUACAAUCACCAUGGACAUGCUGUUUCCUGUUUGAGACAGGAAAUGGUGUGUUUGUGUAGACAUUCUAAUGCUUUCUCUCUCCCCCCCCUCCCUCCCCCCUCUGGUUAUUAUCAUUUGUUGUUUGCAGGUCUGGCAGGUGUUCAUAGGGCAUUGUCAUGGUACCUGCCCGGUGUUCAGGGUUUUCAAAAUGGCAGUGUGUGUACAUCCAAUGAAUGAAUUUACUCUACUGUAUGUAAGAGAGGGGGACUGUGUAUGUAUUUGUGUGUGUGUUUGAGUAUUGUGCUCUCUGUGUGUGCAUGUGAAUGCUAGGCUGAGUCAGCCUGUAUCUGUUUGGUUUUGUCUGUUUGCUCCUGCGUGUUGUGUGUUGGAGUGUAACAGGCACUAGUCUAAAGGUUUGGGUGUGUGUUUGUAUCUAACUGUGAUCUCUCUGAUGGGUUUUGUCAUAGGGGAGCUCUGACACUCUGUUUCCAUUAUGUUGGCUUUAAAAGAACUGAGAAAGACACACUGACUUUGCCACUACCCGGUGGCGAGAUGAGCUCAUUGCACUGUACCCUUCCUUCCAAAUGUAGUGUUUGGCAGUGGUGCCGCCUGCAGGUGAACCAAUCCAGCCUGAUUCUAGCCUACAUGGACCGACAUAUCCCGUUAGCUCACACGCCCCUGUUCCUAUGCCAGCAGCUUAAGGCCGCUAUGUGUCUCAGGACUUCCCAUCCAAAAACCACAUGAUCCAUUAGCACUUCUCACUCUCAUUCUCAGAUCUGAUCUGAAACUCUGAGAAUAAUACCAUUGGCUAUUUUGCUCAUUUGUGAAACCUGUAGAACGUCCUAACAUUUUAAAGUACUUUUUUCUGCUGCCCCCUCUCUCUUUGGUUGUGUUUGUCUGUAUGCAAGCUGGGAACUUGCUGUUGGCAGUGCAGGUUUGGGCGUGCUACUUUAAGUGAAUAAGUUGUGAAAUACCUAUUUUUUAGUGUCCCGCCCAAAAGCUUGAAAACACUCAGUCCAGCAAACGUACACACCCCAAAUUCCCUAUCCACACCCAAACACACCUAUUUACACACCUGUAUCCACAUAAACAUACACUGUGUCAUCACAUCCAAACACAAUCCCACACACUCAUCCAAAGCUUCUCCUGACUCAUGGAUUACCUUCAUUCCUUUCUCUCUCUCUUCUCUUGUUCUGUUCUUCCUCUGUCUGCCUUUUUCUGCAUGUCCUAGUGGUUUUGGUAGAUGGGUGCAUGGUAAACGCAGCAACUGAGUUGUCUUCACGCGGUGAAAGUGUAUUUUCAUUUUGACAUCCAGCAAUAAAUCCCCUUUUUUUCAUGCCCAUUCUUGACUUGGAAUAUGCUAGAAAUUUUUGCAAGUUUUCUCAGAAAAUAGUACUUGUACAAAAAUCAAACCACUUGUUCAUAUGGAAAAAAAAUAAAUCUUUAUUCCUA
Ictalurus punctatus (channel catfish) is the source of this 7756-nucleotide messenger RNA. RefSeq names its product neuregulin 2b (gene nrg2b). NCBI's taxonomy places the organism in Eukaryota, Metazoa, Chordata, Actinopteri, Siluriformes, Ictaluridae. The record is from RefSeq and is a predicted model, not a curated record. The coding region runs from base 3650 to 5776 and encodes 708 amino acids. Gene Ontology annotation, molecular function: signaling receptor binding. The transcript is spliced from 11 exons. Gene Ontology annotation, biological process: nervous system development; intracellular signal transduction; animal organ development.